CACCAAUCGCGGACGGCGCUGGCCCCCCCCUCUCCCCCCGAGCACCCGACGUGCCGGACUGGGCCUCUAGGCAUCGCGUCUUCGCGUCUUCUUGCGCUGCAGACCGCCGCGCACCGCCGCGCAGACCGCCGCGCAGAGACAUGGCAGCUCAGGCCCCCACCGCAGCGGGCGACGCGGGCGACGCGGGCGCCGUGGGCGCCGUGGGCGAGACGGAGACGGCUGGCCAGCCUGCGCUCGUCAGGACGGCCGCCGCCGCCGCCGACGACGACGACGACGACGACGACGAGGGCGAUCGCGACGGCGCCGGGUGGGAGACGGCCAGUCUGUUCGAGGAGAUACUCGACGACGUGGCCGCGCUGGAGGAGCACUCGGGCAGCCGUGGUUAGAGAGACGCUCGCUGCACCCGCCCGUCCACGCUCACACGCUCGCAGACCCGGCCACGACAUGCGCGCCCGACGAGGC
Didymella exigua CBS 183.55 is the source of this 462-nucleotide messenger RNA. RefSeq lists its product as uncharacterized. The record is from RefSeq and is a predicted model, not a curated record. The coding region runs from base 141 to 386 and encodes 81 amino acids. NCBI's taxonomy places the organism in Eukaryota, Fungi, Ascomycota, Dothideomycetes, Pleosporales, Didymellaceae. The transcript has a single exon.